AUGAGCUCCAUUAAUUCCGAGCCAACCUACAAUUACCACUAUUGUCUAGACCAAUCUAACGAAACCCCCAACACUUCUUUCCAAUCAAACCUCACAGUCCUGUUGGGUUCUUUAUCCUCUAAAGCUUCCCAAAGCUACAGCUUCUACAACGAUACCUCUAAUGGCAUCUACGGCCUCUUCCUCUGCCGAGGUGAUGUUAACAGCAGUACCUGCCAAAGCUGUGUCAGCUAUGCGAGUCAAGAUAUCACAAGUCGGUGUCCAUCUAAUAGAACUGCUACCAUAUGGUUCGAUGAAUGCAUGUUAAGGUACUCCAAUAGUAAUUUCUUUGGAGUGGAAGCGACAUCGCCAGGGCUGCUUGCGUGGAAUAUUAUCGGGAAUACCACUUCACCUGAUGCAGCUAAUUUUGGAGCACAAGCUCUAAUGAACGGACUAAUAGAAGAAGCUUUAAGAACAGAUAUGUUGUUCAAGGCAGUGUUGCCAACUGAAGCAAGGGUGGCGCAUUUUGGCCCUAAGUUGCAAUAUGAGGUAUGA
Molecule: messenger RNA, 531 nt
Organism: Alnus glutinosa
Lineage: Eukaryota; Viridiplantae; Streptophyta; Magnoliopsida; Fagales; Betulaceae
Product: cysteine-rich repeat secretory protein 1-like
Exons: 2
Coding region: 1-531 (176 amino acids)
Source: RefSeq, a predicted model, not a curated record